GUAGCGGCGCGGAGCCCAGCAGGGUACAGUCUCUGUCACGAGCGCCUCGAUAGUCAAUAUGAUCCAUCUAUCCCGCAUCGAUCCGGGCCGGACUGUGUGAUUUUUUUUCUUCUUCUUUGCGCGUGAUCGGGGAUCAGUCCCACGCUGGACUCUUGAUCGAGCCGACAGGAGCGCUCGCCGCAUCCUCGCUGCCCUCGAGCGCCCACUUCUUCCAUGAGGAGCUGAAGCCUUGACAAUCACACCGCUAUGAGGCGAAUCACCGGCAAGACCAAGGAUGAAACUUUGAUCGAGCUGCAGAACGCCACCGACUCACAGAUCACAGAUGGACCUGCUGUGUUGACGGCAUACAGGAUAAACCUGCGGUCAGAUGACAGCAGUGGAAAUGGUGUCAAUUUAUCAUCAGAAAGGGUUCCACUGCCCGGAAACUCAGAGACCGACAAGCUGCACACGAACAGAGACACUGUGUUCUUCAGGGACGGCGUUCGCAGAAUAGACUUUGUGUUGUCCUACGUGGACGAUAAAGAUGGCGAAAAGAAACAGGAAAGGAGGAGGGAGUUUGAGGCCAACCUUGAGAAAGCAGGACUGGAGCUGGAGACUGAGGACAAAUCGGACUCUAAAGACCAAAAGACGUAUUUCCUGAAGAUCCAUGCUCCGUGGGACGUCCUGGCCACCUACGCAGACGUGCUGAAGGUUAAAGUUCCCUUCAAGGAGAGUGACGUCCCUCACGGACAGGACGUCCCGUUGGAGUGGCUGUCGCACCCUUUCCGCCUGCCGGAUCACGUCAUGCACCCGCAGCCCGAUUACUUCACCUACCCCUUCGAUAAGAACAAGAUGGACUUCUUCCUCAUCAACGACAAAGACACCUUCUUCCCCCCGUCCACCAGAAACAGAAUCGUGUUCUACAUCUUGGCUCGCUGUCCGUACUUCAAAGAGGGUCGGAAAGAUAAAGACAAGACGGGAAUCAAGCGAUUACUCAGCAACGGGACGUACACAGCCGCCUUCCCGCUGCAUGAUUGUCGAUAUUGGAAAAGGGCAAGAAAUGCCGAGUGUGAGAGCGAACGCUUCAAUCUGUACAAGCACUGGGCCAGAUUCCUCUGCUUUUACAAAGAACAGCCGCUGAACCUCAUCAGGAAGUACUAUGGGGAGAAAAUUGGGAUCUACUUUGCCUGGCUGGGCUUCUACACGGAGAUGCUGUUCUUCGCAGCCGUCAUGGGUUUUAUAUGUUUCACCUACGGGCUGCUCAGUUACGAUGUCAACAUGUCCAGCAAAGAAAUCUGUGAUGCCGAUAUAGGGGGCAGUAUUCUGAUGUGUCCCCUCUGUGAUAAAAAGUGUCCUUUCUGGAAGCUCAACUCCACUUGUCUUUCAUCCUGGCAAUCCCAUCUGUUUGAUAAUGAGGGGACGGUGUUCUUUGCCAUAUUUAUGGGGAUUUGGGUGACUCUGUUUUUGGAGUUCUGGAAGCGGCGCCAGGCCCGGCUGGAGUACGAGUGGGACUUGGUGGACUUCGAGGAGGAACAGCAGCAGCUUCAAAUCCGGCCCGAGUUUGAGAUCAGAUGCACGAACAGGAGGCUAAACAGAAUUACACAGGAAAUGGAGCCAUAUCUCCCCGUCACCAGCAAGUGUGCUCGCUUCUGCCUCUCUGGAGCCACUGUGAUAUUCUGGAUCUCUCUGAUCGUGGCCUGUAUCAUCGGGGUCAUAGCAUACAGGCUAGCCGUGUACGCAGCCUUUGCAAGUAUCAUCAAAGAUCCCAUGAGGAAGAUCCAGUUGGUGGGCAGGUUCAUCACUCCGCAGCUGGCGACCUCCGUCACCGCAUCCUGCAUCAACUUCGUCAUCAUCAUGAUCCUCAACUUCUUCUACGAGCGAGUGGCCAUCUGGAUCACAGAUAUGGAAAUCCCAAAAACUCAUCUGGAAUAUGAGAACAGGCUGACCAUGAAGAUGUUCCUCUUCCAGUUUGUCAACUAUUACUCCUCCUGCUUCUAUGUGGCCUUCUUCAAGGGGAAGUUUGUGGGUUAUCCUGGAAAAUACUCCUACAUGUUCGGAAACAGCACCAAGCUAAGAAAUGAGGAGUGUGACCCUGGAGGCUGUCUGAUAGAGCUGACCACACAGCUGGUGAUCGUCAUGGCCGGGAAGCAGCUGUGGGGAAACAUUCAGGAGGCUCUGCUGCCGUUGAUUCGGAACUGGUGGAGCAGCAGAAAGGGCCGACACAACCCCGAGAACCAUUACAGCCGCUGGGAGCAGGACCACGUCCUGCAGAACUUCAGCCAGCUGGGCCUGUUCUACGAGUACCUGGAGAUGGUCGUCCAGUUUGGCUUCAUCACUCUGUUUGUGGCCUCUUUCCCCCUGGCUCCCCUCCUGGCCCUUUUCAACAACAUCCUGGAGAUCAGGGUGGACGCCUGGAAGUUCACCACCCAGUUCAGACGGCCGGUGGCGUCCAAGGCCCGAAACAUUGGAGCGUGGCAGGAAAUCCUCAACGCAGUGGCCAUUCUCUCGGUCGUCACAAAUGCGUUCAUCAUGGCGUUCACCUCGGACAUGAUCCCCCGCAUGGUGUACCUGUACGCCUACAGCAAAGAGGCCAGUAUGAGGGGCUACAUCAACAACAGUCUGUCCAUUUAUAACAUCUCACAGAUACCAAAGGAAAACAUGCCAGAGGACGACUGGUUCGACAACUCCACCACCACCUGCAGGUACCGGGACUAUCGUUACCCUCCCGGUCACCAGAAGGAAUACACUCACACCAUGCAGUUCUGGCACAUUCUGGCAGCAAAAAUGGCCUUCAUUAUCAUAAUGGAGCAUGUGGUGUUUGUGGUGAAAUUCUUCGUGGCCUGGAUGAUCCCAGACGUCCCCUCAGACGUGAAGGCUCGGUUCAAACGGGAACGCUACCUGAUCCAGGAGUACCUGCAUAACUACGAGGUGGAGAGGCUGAAACUCCAGCUGAGCGCCAGCUUCAUCACGGAGCCACAGUCCGAAAUGUCCUUGAUGACGCCGGACAAGCACGAAGUGUUGUCUGAGUGCCUGUAGCCCCUGCAUCACACCUCCAGUGGAACUCCAAAUGCAAGGGCUUCUCUCUUUGACAUGAAAAUGCUACUUUUUGAACGGAUGUUAACACUUGCCAAGAUGUACUCCUAUAUUAGGAUCCAUAAAAAGGCAAUCCAUGUAAUGUUGCAGUUAGUUAUCGCUCUACUAAAGCAGCUUCUUAAAUAGAUUAAACCUUUCUGUGCCAUAACGUAACAGCAGCAAAAAGCAUAAAGACUGUUGCUGCUGCUUAAACUCUUCUCUGUCAUCGAACUUUUGCCGUUAUCAUGAACAAUAACUGCUGCCUGUGCUGAUGUAGGAAACGCUUGUGUUGUGAAGCCUGUGAUGUUUUGUGUAAUUCGCCCGGAAAUGAUUCAGUCAUUUGAUUUCCGGCAUGUUAUCUUUCUACUGCGAUGUGAAGACGAAAGGCGAUUUAAAUGUGUGGAUGUGCAUCUGCUGGAAAAAUAUGGCUGGAAAUGUAUAUAAUUUAACGUUGAAUGUAUAAAAAAAAAAAGAAGUUCAACUUAUAAAAGGAGAUUUAGUAAGUAAGGCUUUUUUUUUUUUUUUUUUUAAACAGGCCACUCCAAGUUAAAUUAAAAUAGCUUCAAAAGAGUAGCUACUUAAAGUUUGGCUUCACGGCUAUUAGACUCAACAGUUCUGUUACUUGAGUAACUUUGUUGAAGGAGAGUCUGUUAAAAACUGUGCAUUCAAAAAACCCAAGUACCUCCAUCAUACUGCAGUGAUACUGUAACAAUCAGAAAUGUGGCGAUGCUGCGUUCACCCCGCCCAGAGUCUGGGACUGCGACGGAAACACGGCCAGACAGCAGCUGGCAGCUCAAGUCUCAUCCUCCACAUACUAGACCACCUUGCUGCGGUACCAAUUAUCAGAGUUGCAUAAGAAGAAAAGACUGUGUGAAGAAAACGUUGGCAGAUCUGGAGACGGAUACAAUCAGUUUGUGCAGAAGAGCUUUGGUUCUGUCAGCUUUACUCCUCCAUGUGUAUGCAAUAAAUGGCCUUUGCUAUUUUCCUAGUUUCAGAUUGUCAUCAUCUCUAAGCAGCAGAGAUAAACUGAGUUCAGAGACACAUAGAAAGACUUUUUCUACUCUGGUUGGAUGCAUUUCAUGAGAUAUUUCAGUGUAAAGAGAAAGAUUUUAAUUAGUUUAAACUGCAGCUUUUCAAGUGUUGCUAUAGAUAAAAAUAAUCUUAUUUAAAUGGUUUUUAAUUUAUUGAUCUGUUUUUGCUCUGCACCCUGAAUACUUUGUAUGUUGUCAAAAACACAUUUCAAGCUUUUUUCUGUUUUUUUGCAAAACUAUCUUUAGUUUGAACUCGUUAAAGGUCAUCGAACAGUGUUAUUUCAGACAGCUUGUCAAAUCCAUUUACUGAUUCAACUGAUUGCUUCCUGAAGGGACCACAGAGAUGAAAGAAAAUCUUUAUUCAGUUUCUGUAGAAAGGUCCGCUUGUACUUAUGUCCAGUGUUUUCGUCAUGCAUCUCUUAUAUUUUAUCUGUGAAAAGCCCAUUUUAGAUUUCCGUGUCUUUGUUGAAUCUUGUGAUUCUUGAUUUCAAUGCGAAUGACGCAGUUAUCAGCUGGACAGGACUGUGAGCCGAAACCGAAGUCUGACUCAUCUUGAUCUCAGGAUUUAACAUCUCCAAAUGUCUGUCCUGGGUGUGUGUAAAGAGCUUGCCACAAUCAGGUUUUACGCAUUCUGUGACCCUGCCAGGUGCACGAUAUAUUGACCAACAGACAAAUGCCUUAAACAUAUGUGUGUGUCUUUGUAUUUGUAUGAGUUUUGUAAUGACAAACUUUCCUAUCUUGGAUCUCAGACCUGUUUCAUAUCAGUUGUUGUUGCUGCUGCUCGCUCUUUGCAAGGUAGACGUUUAAUGCAUGAACUGUUGGUAUGUGAAGGUUUAUGUCAGUUAACCACUGAGUUCAUUGUAGCCAAUUAAAUUUGAACUUGGUGAAACUUAACACUGAAAA
This is a messenger RNA of Salarias fasciatus (jewelled blenny), 4985 nucleotides long. RefSeq names its product anoctamin-5-like. The coding region runs from base 247 to 3015 and encodes 922 amino acids. Gene Ontology annotation, cellular component: plasma membrane. NCBI's taxonomy places the organism in Eukaryota, Metazoa, Chordata, Actinopteri, Blenniiformes, Blenniidae. The record is from RefSeq and is a predicted model, not a curated record. Gene Ontology annotation, molecular function: protein dimerization activity; chloride channel activity. The transcript is spliced from 21 exons. Gene Ontology annotation, biological process: chloride transmembrane transport.